Molecule: messenger RNA, 1014 nt
Organism: Pollicipes pollicipes
Lineage: Eukaryota; Metazoa; Arthropoda; Thecostraca; Pollicipedomorpha; Pollicipedidae
Product: solute carrier family 35 member G1-like
Exons: 2
Coding region: 1-1014 (337 amino acids)
Cellular component (GO): membrane
Source: RefSeq, a predicted model, not a curated record
AUGGCGCGCCAUCCCCUGACAGUCCACCUCCCGGAAGCGGCCUCCGAAGCAUGCGCCAAGAAACCAGCCGGCCACUGGACCUGCUGUGACCCAUCGCAAGCCGGACUGCUCUUAGCCUUCGGCUCAGGGUUUUUCGGCGCCACCUGCUUACUCCUCAUCCAGUUGCUAGACCACUUCGACCCGGCCGAACUGGCGGCAUUCCGUUUCGUCGGCUUCUUCGUGCCGAGCCUAGUGGCGGCGUUGCGUUCGGGGCAUGACCUGUUCCCUGCGGGUCGGCGCUGCCUGCUACUCCUGCGCGCCCUGCUUGGCACCGCCGGCAUUGUCUUCAAGUUCUACGCCCUGCGACACAUGUCGUUGGCGGACGCCAGCGUCAUCCUCGUCAGCGUGCCGGUGUUCGUGGCCAUGUUCGCGCGCUGCUUCCUGCGCGAGCCGUGCGGCUGGCUGCACGUGGCCACGAUCGGGGUCACGAUGGUCGGCAUGGUGCUGAUCGUGCGGCCGCCGGUGCUGUUCGGCACCGACGCGUCGCAGACGGAUGUCAGCAUCCUCGGCGCGGCGCUAGCCCUCACAGGCGCGCUGUUGAUCGCCAGCAAGUACGUGGUAGUACGCAUGCUGAAGGGCGUGCCACCGACCGUCAUCAUGACCUGCUUCUCGGGUGUGGCGACGCCGCUGGUGCUGGGCUUGUGCCUGGCGGUGGCACAGCUCAAGAUACCGCGCUCGCUGCCCGAGGCGGCCAUGCUUCUGACGUUCGUCGCCGCCAGCUUUCUGAGUCAGCUGUGCCUGACGUGCGCUUCCCUCGCCGAAGAGGCCGGCCCUGUGGCUAUCGUGCGUAGCGUUUGCGGAGCGGUGUUCGCCGUCUGCUGGCAGUUUGUGCUGUUUGCUGAGGUGCCCGGCCCACUGACGGCCACCGGCAUGGGGCUCGUGAUCGCCUCGGUAGUGCUUGUCGGGCUGAGGAAGUGGGUGGCCUCGCAGAACGAGGAGUCCAGCGUGCGCCAGCGGCUGUCCUGGCUUAUGUAG